This is a messenger RNA of Eucalyptus grandis, 3428 nucleotides long. RefSeq names its product probable LRR receptor-like serine/threonine-protein kinase At3g47570. Gene Ontology annotation, molecular function: protein binding; ATP binding; protein kinase activity. Lineage: Eukaryota; Viridiplantae; Streptophyta; Magnoliopsida; Myrtales; Myrtaceae. The record is from RefSeq and is a predicted model, not a curated record. Gene Ontology annotation, biological process: protein phosphorylation. The transcript is spliced from 2 exons. Bases 139 to 3204 code for a protein of 1021 amino acids.
UUCGUGCGAAGACCUGAGCUACUUCGAAAGUCCAGAGACAUCUAUCUUUGAAUUUCCACUAUAUGAGGCUGAUAAAUAGCUAAGUUAACCCAAGCCCACUUCACUCAUCCCUCGUUCCAAUUUCCAGAUAUCAGCAAAAUGAGACAUCAAUGCUUCAAUUGCAUGAAGUUUCAUCUGUGCUGUUUCAUUUUUCUUGCUACUUUUGCGCUGCACUUGGACCGGGGCUCUUCUGCUACCAAUGAAACGGACAAACUGUCAUUGCUUGCAUUUAGAGCUGCAAUAACCGAGGAUCCGUUCGGGGUGCUGCGCUCAUGGAAUGACACUGUCCACCUCUGCAAGUGGUAUGGUGUUGCAUGUAGUCUCCGGCACCAACGAGUCACUGGGCUGGACCUUCAAUCCAAGAACCUCUCGGGGUCCAUCUCUCCACACAUUGGAAACUUGAGUUUCCUUAGGGAAUUGAAUCUCAGCAACAAUAAUUUUGGUGGUGAAAUCCCUACACAAGCAGGGCAGUUAGGCAGGCUACGUAUCUUUUUUGUUGAGAAUAAUUCUUUGGCGGGUGAAAUCCCGAAGAAUCUGUCGAGUUGCUCCAGCCUUACUUACCUAAGUUUGUUUGGCAACCAACUUACUGGACGAAUUCCCAUCGAGCUUGGUUUGCUGUCGAAGCUUCAGCUCCUCCUGGUAAGUUUUAACAAUCUAAUGGGAAAUAUUCCUGCAUCCUUAGGGAACUUGUCUUCGUUAGAACAACUUUAUCUUGCUCGAAACAACUUAAGUGGAAGUAUUCCCGAAGCUCUAGGAAAUUUGAUCAGAAUAAGAGAGUUUGCUUUGGGAGAAAACUGGCUGUCCGGUUCAAUUCCUCGUGCGAUCCUGAAUUGCUCGUCCCUGGCGUUGUUGGACGUGGUUGAAAAUCAACUGCAAGGAAGUCUCCCAGCAGACAUAGGCUUCACACUUCCCAACCUCGACACUUUCACCAUAUCCUUUAACCAGUUCACCGGACCAAUUCCUCCCUCGAUAUCUAAUGCCACAAAUCUAGUAGAAUUCGAAAUUUCGGUGAACAAUCUUUCAGGGGGCGUGCCUUCUUUGGAAAAUCUGCACAAGCUUCAGUGGUUUUUAUUUACCGCAAAUCAUCUUGGAAGUGGAGGACGCCACGACCUAAGCUUCCUUUGCUCUUUGGGAAAUGCCACUGGGUUGGAAUGGUUGAGGAUAGACGACAACAGUUUCGGUGGGAUUAUGCCCGAUUGCCUCAGUAAUUUUUCGACGACCCUCACUGAGUUGAAUACAGGCGGGAAUCCUACUUUUGGGGAGAUGCCUAGAGAGAUUGGAAACCUGGUGAAUUUGGGAAGCCUAUAUAUGCAUUCCAACGGGCUUUCGGGUGACGUCCCCUUCAAUAUAGGGAACCUUCGAAAUCUAGUUGAGCUGGGAUUGGAGAAUAACAAACUUUCUGGGGUAAUCCCAUCCUCUCUUGGAUAUCUAGAGAAGUUGACUAGGGCAUAUCUUCAUGGGAAUAGCUUUGAGGGAACCAUCCCUUCAAAUUUAUCCAAGUGCCAAAACUUAAUAGAUCUCGACCUUUCUGAUAACAAUCUGAGCGGUACGAUACCUCCAGAGGUUAUAGGUCUCUCAUCAUUGUCGAUUCUUUUGAACUUGUCUCGGAACCACUUGACAGGAGUCCUUCCAUUUGAAGUGGGGAAUUUAAAACUUUUGGCUUCCUUGGAUGUCUCUGGUAAUGUGUUGCGUGACAAAAUUCCAGCCAGCCUAGGCAAUUGUGAAGGAUUGUUAGUUUUGAAAAUGCAGGAUAACUUCUUUAACGGUUCCAUUCCCCAAUCUAUUAGUUCAUUAAGAGGCAUCGAGGAACUAGAUCUUUCGCAUAACAACUUAUCGGGUGAAAUUCCUAAAUUCUUGGAGGCGUUUGACUUCCUGAGAAAUUUGAAUUUGUCUUAUAACGAAUUUGAAGGGACGCUACCAAUCAAAGGAAUCUUUAAGAACAUGAGCGCCACUUUUGUGAUCGGAAAUGACAAGCUCUGUGGAGGAAUGCCCGAAUUUCAGCUCCCUGAAUGUUCUUUUGGUGAUUCCCAAACAAAGAAGUUUGUCCGUAAAUUGCAACUCCCCAUCUUUAUUUUUCUUGGGUUUCUUGGCGUAGUUCUUGUUCUAGCUUCUCUGUAUCUUUAUCGGCUGAAAAGGAAGAGGAAGGAAUCAGUUUCCACUUCAAGUUUGAAUGUAUCUUAUAGAACAAUUGUGCAAGCGACAGACAAUUUCUCUUUAGAAAAAUUGAUUGGUGUUGGUGGUUUUGGAUCUGUUUACAAGGGGAUACUUCAUGAGAAUGGGAACAUAGUUGCCAUAAAGGUGCUGAAUUUACUGCACCAUGGCGCUUUGAAGAGUUUCAUAGACGAGUGUGAGGCUUUUAGGAACAUUAGACACCGCAAUCUUUUAAAGAUACUCACAGUAUGCUCAGGUAUCGAUUAUCAGGGUAAUGAUUUUAAGGCUUUAGUUUAUGAAUACAUGGUCAAUGGAAGCCUAGUAGACUGGCUGCACAGGCAAGAUGAGGGAAACGGCUAUACUAAAAAAUUGAAUUUUGUUCAGAGGAUAAAUGUUGCUAUUGAUGUUGCUUCUGCGUUAGAUUAUCUUCAUCACCAAUGCCAAAGACCCAUGGUUCAUUGUGAUCUAAAGCCUUCCAAUGUCCUCUUGGAUGCUAAGAUGGUUGGACAUGUUGGCGACUUUGGCUUAGCAAAAUUUCUCCUCAAUACCUCCUCUAAUGCUUCAGCCAAUCAGAUGAGUUCUGCUGGUGUAAGAGGAACAGUUGGGUAUGCUGCUCCUGAGUAUGCAAUGGGAAGUGAUGUUUCAAGAGAAGGAGAUGUCUAUAGUUAUGGCGUCCUCCUACUAGAGAUGUUCACAGGAUUGAGCCCAACAAACGAGAUGUUCAAGGACAACUAUAGUAUUCGCAAUUUUGUUGCAGAAGCUGUGCCUGGACGAGUCUUGGAGAUUACUGAUGACAUUCUUCUGCAAGAAAGAGAGAGCUGUAUGAGCCCCGGUGGUCCUCUGUAUGGGCAUUGCAGGACAAAAGACAUAAUUCAAGAGAGUUUGGCGACAUUAUAUGAAAUUGGACUUGCUUGCUCCAUUGUGGCGCCUAGAGAACGGGUGAGUAUCACCGAAGUUGCAGUUCAGCUGCGUUUGAUCAGGAACAAACUCUAUGCAUCUGGUUUCCAUGGAUAAUCAUGACCGGCAAAGAGAUGAAAUACCUUAGCAACGACUGACUGCCCGUGCUCUUUUCAGAAGUCCAGUGUUAUUUAUUUCUGCACUUGCCCAUUGCUCUCGCUUCCUCUCAAUCUUGUGUAAGCAAGCUCAUAUGUAUUUUCAGGUACUACUGAUUGCUGUGAUAUAGGAAUGAUAAACUUGUGCACUACUGAAUGCACAGAAAAAUGAGUACACAGUUCCCA